GAUGCAUGCCAGCCACCAUAAAAGAGAAAGAAGAAGAAGAAAAAGCAUAUGCAGGAGUGACGUUUCGUGGACACUAGCUUGUGUUUAAAACAGGGCCGCCCUUGAGAGCAGUUAAUCACCAAACUCGUCGCGUGUGUUGUUGUAGUUAACUACGGAGUCCCAUUAUGUCGGUCAGCGACAUGUUCUCCUACAUCCAAGUCUUCCUGAGUGCCGACCAGGACGUCCGAGAGGAAAUCCGCAAAGUGGUGCAGGUGCUGGAGCAGACCACCAGAGAAAUCCUCACUGUUGUCCAAAGUGUGCACCAGCCGUCUGGAUUCAAAGACAUCCCUGAGAAAUGUGCAAAGGCCAGAGAGUUGUUUGGCACAGUCCGGACGCACAUUGCCGACUUGAAGACCAAGUUCCCUAUGGACCAGUACUACAGGUUUCACGAGCACUGGCGCUUCGUCCUGCAACGUUUGACCUUCUUGGCGGCGUUUGUUGUCUUCCUGGAGACCGAGGCCCUUGUCACCCGUGAGGAGGUGGCGCACAUUCUGGACAUUAAGGUGGUGCGCGACAAAGGCUUCCAUCUGGAUGUGGAGGACUACCUGGCGGGUGUGCUGAUUAUGGCCAGUGAACUGUCACGCUUGGCGGUCAACAGCGUGACGGCGGGCGACUACGACCGGCCGCUCCGCAUCUCCAACUUCAUCAACGAGCUGGACUCGGGUUUCCGCCUGCUCAACCUGAAGAACGACCCGCUGCGCAAACGCUACGACGGCCUCAAGUAUGACGUCAAGAAGAUCGAGGAGGUGGUCUAUGACCUCUCCAUUCGCGGACUCACCAAGGAGGCCAAGAGCGACCAGUAGGAAGCAGCGCACUGAGAGCGGGUCCGAAAAGCUGGUUCAGACUGAGGGCCGCCGGGAACGUACAGUACGUUAGCCCCUUUCACGCUGCCGACCUGUCGUAACAGUAAUGCUACUCGUGUAAGAUAAUCUUUCAAAUGUGCUACUACCUCGGAAGCAGGAUAAUUGACGCGUCUGUGGCAAAUGGAUUUAACUUUUAAAAGCUGUUUUACUAUCCACAAUUGUAGAUGUCAGCGUCAACAUUCUGACUAAUCGUAAUUGUUUUGCAUUGUUGUUUUCGUUCAAGAUAUCUGUAAUGUAAUUGUGACUCUUUGAAAGGACAAACAUAUCUGCAACGUCAAUUCAUGUCACUUUUACUGUUCGUGUGUUCAGUUGCAGAUAUCCCCUAUGUGAGUUAUGGAUAGCUGUGAUGGAAUUGUAGAAAUCUGUAACUCCACUUUGAGAUAGCCACAAUAAAAUUUUGACUAGUCAUAAUUCAGAUUUUUAUUCACCUCAAUUCAAGAUAUUUACAUGUUUAAACAAGGUGAAAUUGGUUUGUCGAUGUAUGUAAUUAUUUAUGACUAGUCAAAAUGGCGCAGUCGAAAUCCCAAACUGGAGUUACGGAUAUCUACAGUUUAAUUGGACAUACCCGUUAUUCACAGUGUGGAUAUCUGCAGCUAAAUUGUAGAUAUGUGAUGACAAACCCCACACACAGACUGGCUAAAGUGAUGUCAUUUGUCCGAGGCGAAAUCAAGCUGCAGAUGUCUGGAAUUCAGUUUUGACGAGGCCAAAGUGAAUUGCAGAUUUCUGUCAUUUUGACGAGUCGCAAUUAACGUUCCACAUAUCUUGAAUGAAAGUUCUAACAAUUCAAACUGUAAUUAUGACCCGUCAGAACGACGUCGAUCUCUGCGAUGUUCUUUCCGGAUCGUCAAGGUGAGGUUUUAAAAGUUUAAUCCGCUCGCCAUGCCAUUUAAAACUGAAUUACAAAUAUCCGUAGCGUCAUUAAGCCUACGACAAAUGACGUCACGUUUGCCUUUCAUAUGUAUGAGGUUUGCCACUCAUUAGAUAUCUACUGCGCAGCUGCAAAUAUCCGCUAGUGAAUUACAGAUAUGUGCAAUUAAACUAUAGAUAUUUAACUCCAGUCAUUUUGACUCUUCAAUGCUAUUCGCCUAGUUAAAACUUAAUUGAAGAUAUCUCGAGAGGCACAUGUCGAUCCCUUGAAUCGAGGUGAAUUAAAUCUGGUAACAGAAUUCUGGCUAGUCAAGAUGACGGUUCAGUUGAAGAUAUCCGCUUUUCACAGAGUGGAUAGCUCUGACUGAAUUGUAGAUAUUUGCAAUGAGAAACCCCAAACACGAAUGGCAAAAGCGAUGUCAUUUUCCUCGGUAAAUGAUGUUGCAGAUAUCGGAAAUAUUCAUGCUUUUUGACGAGGAAAAGUUUGAUUUCGGAUAUCCUCAACGCAUAUUUAGUCUAGCUUUUAAAUGUUAAAAAGGGCUUGACUUGAUCCCGCCUCCGCCGCUGCACACUUCUCACACAGAGCACUGACACUGCUACCAGCAGUGUGAAAGGGGAUAUCGCCCCAGUCUGGGUGUGCUCUCAGACGAACCGUCUCAUGUGACGUGUAAAAUAGUUGUCGGACAGCGACAAUUGCUUUUAAUACAGGGUGGGACAAAUGAAUGCGGUGUUAAAUUUCGCACUCCCGUCUCAACUUUGCGCUAUCCCCUUUCACGCAGCCACAGUCUGAUACGAAAGCAUGAGGAUGACAUUGAUUGGCAGCACGAAAGGGGCUACUCCUGUGUCCGUAUGCUAUGUUGGCAUGGAGUGGCGCCCUCUGCCGAGCACAUUAUUGUACACGGUUACUAGCAACCAGGAUCGGGGACACACUCCUAAGAAAAAAAUUAUAUACGAUGAGAAUAUGAGCCGUAAUAUUACAAGAUGAGUUGUAAUUUUUUUUGUGUGUGUAAUUCUAGGAGAUGAAAGGUGUUACACCCCCCCCCCCACACCCGGCAAAGUCUUCCUAAAAAAACUCUCAUCCCUUCUUACUAACAAAAAAAAAAAAAACUGGUUUGAGUUAAUUAACCCUUAAUUUUAGUUAUUACAUUUUUCAAAAAAUAAAUAAUCUAGCUAUCGGGUAAUGUUAAGCACUUUUUUUCCUUGAAUAAAUUCAACUUUAUAUUCUUAUUAGGCCUUUUUUCUGUAGACUUAUUUCACCAAAUUUAUCGAAAUAGAUGUUUUUCUUCAAUACAGAUUUUUUGUAUGUAAUGUAUUUAUUUACAAAAAAUAUCUGACUUCAUCCUCUGGUUCAUUUUCCUAAGUAGAACUACUCUAAUGCUUUUUUUCCUCUGAAGACAGACUUUAAUUCUCGUAAUAUCACGCUUUUCUUUGUGGGGGGGCAAUCAAGACUAUGCCUUUUGAAAAAAAUAAAAUAAAAAUCUUGUCUAAUUAUUUGACAUUACUGUGGCAAUGUUCAGCCUUCUCGUAAGUACAACUCUGCCUACCUUUCCUCAAAAAUGUCUUUUUUUUUUUUUUCUUUUCCAGUUUGGCCCCAAUACACCAAAGUGGACCUGGGGGUGUUUUGCACUAUGUAUUUUUUUUUUUAUUUACAGAAAUAAUGUUGCCUUUUUGUUUCCUUCAGUGUGCAAAAUGUAAAUAUAUUUGUAUACACAAUCUACAGAGGCUCGGCACUCUUUUCUUAAGGGCGCGCACGUGCACCAAAAAGCCUCAGUUGGAAAUGUUUUAAUGAUUGACAAUAUAUUACAUGUGGAAAUAAUACAGCAGAAAAAGAGCACAGUCAUGUUGGUGUACACAGUGAUCCGCUACACAAACUCCAUCGAAAUAUUACGCUUUGGCGUCCGCUCUCGUCGCUGGAUAAAGUGCUUUUAACGAAAUAAAGCUCUCGCCACUCAGGACGUGA
Messenger RNA from Phycodurus eques (leafy seadragon), 3729 nucleotides. RefSeq names its product translin (gene tsn). Bases 165 to 842 code for a protein of 225 amino acids. Gene Ontology annotation, cellular component: cytoplasm; nucleus. Gene Ontology annotation, molecular function: single-stranded DNA binding; RNA binding; sequence-specific DNA binding. The transcript is spliced from 6 exons. Lineage: Eukaryota; Metazoa; Chordata; Actinopteri; Syngnathiformes; Syngnathidae. The record is from RefSeq and is a predicted model, not a curated record. Gene Ontology annotation, biological process: RNA metabolic process.